CUAUUAUCCAAUCAAACUGAACUCUAUAAUUAUGGAAUAUACGUAGGUAAUUAAGGUUAAAAAACCAAUAUUUAUGUUAUUAAAAUAAAGUUUCUAUUUUUCCACAAUGGUUAAUGAUGACAAAGUUUUACCAGACAUUCCAAACCACGUAGAAGAAACCCUUCCAAGCAAUAACGAAAAUGUCUUCAUGGCCACCGACUCCGACAGCGAAGACGAAGUUGUGCUAGAUGGCUACGAGCCCCUUCCUCUUGAAGCACCCGAAUACGACAACGAGAGUAGUGAUAACGAACAGGACAGUGGAGUUGACAGUGAUAAUCAGACACCAACCAACGAGAAUUUACCACCGAUUUCAGCUGCAGCGAGUGCAUUAGUUAGAGAGGUGUGGGCGACACCCUCACCUUCGACAGUUGACAUCAAAAUGGACAGCGAAAAAGUUGACGAAGUCAAGCAAGUAAUGGCGAAUGUAUUACUGCCGUCAUCGUCUAUACCAGAGUGGGCUAAUAACAUUCCAGAGGAUCAAUGGAAGGAACACCUGUACAAACGGUUGCAAGGUUUACAGAAGAGUACAAUUUAACUGUUUAUUUUUAAAAUAAAGUAUUUAUAUCACUUAAAAUGUA
Photinus pyralis (common eastern firefly) is the source of this 617-nucleotide messenger RNA. RefSeq lists its product as uncharacterized. Gene Ontology annotation, biological process: spermatogenesis. NCBI's taxonomy places the organism in Eukaryota, Metazoa, Arthropoda, Insecta, Coleoptera, Lampyridae. The coding region runs from base 107 to 574 and encodes 155 amino acids. The transcript has a single exon. The record is from RefSeq and is a predicted model, not a curated record.